Molecule: messenger RNA, 1426 nt
Organism: Hermetia illucens (black soldier fly)
Lineage: Eukaryota; Metazoa; Arthropoda; Insecta; Diptera; Stratiomyidae
Product: glycine N-methyltransferase-like
Exons: 4
Coding region: 51-956 (301 amino acids)
Biological process (GO): S-adenosylmethionine metabolic process; protein homotetramerization; one-carbon metabolic process
Cellular component (GO): cytosol
Molecular function (GO): identical protein binding; glycine N-methyltransferase activity; glycine binding
Source: RefSeq, a predicted model, not a curated record
CUGUCGAAUUUGAAAUACCGCAGUUAGUCCGUUGCAUUCCAUCUUACAAGAUGCCAGAAGUCGCUCCCGUUGUACAGCAAAAGGCUGAAAUUCAGACUCCCCUUAAAAAUGGAGUUGCACCGGUGAAAGUAAAUCGCGAUGAAUAUGCCGAUGGAAAGGCGGCCAGGAUUUGGGAUGUUUUUGUUGGAGAUCGCGAGACUCGGGCUAAGAAUAUUAAGAGCUUUUUGAUAAGGAUUUUGAGGGAGCAUGGUUGCAAGAGGAUUUUGGAUGCAGCAUGUGGCACGGGGGUGGAUUCCAUUGUCUUGUUGGAGGAAGGAUUCGAAGUUGUGUCAGUUGAUGCUUCUCAUCAGAUGUUGAAGUCAGCAUAUCGGGAACGGUGGAACAGACGUAAAGAAGCAGCUUUUGAUAAUUGGGUGAUCGAACAAGGAAACUGGCUAACGAUUGAUAAAGAUAUCAAGUCUCAUAUUGGAGAUGGAUUUGACGCAGUCAUCUGCCUUGGCAGCUCAUUUUCUCAUCUCCAUGAUACACACGGAGACCAAAAGGAACACAAACAGGCUAUUGGGAAUUUCAUGAAAUGUCUCAAACCUGGUGGACUUCUUUUAAUAGACCACAGAAAUUAUGAUCAACUGAUUAAAACUGGGGACACAUCGGAGUCGGAUUACAGUAACAAUGUUUACUACAAUGCGACUCAUAAAACUCCGAUUCGAAUCAACACAAAAAUUCAUUAUGAAAAUGAUAAACCAAAAAUGAUAACACGUGACUAUUUGAUUGGUGAAGGAGAUAACAUUACAGAAUUGAAUUUCUCUUUCCAUCCACAUACGCUCACAUCGUUUACGAAUCUCCUUAAGGGUGUUUUUGGCACUAACGCCCCUUACACGGUUUAUGGUGACUUCAAACCUGUAAAUCUUCUUGAUGUUCCAACAUAUUAUAUUCAUCAAAUUAAAAAGAUUAAUUGAUGUUAAUUGAAAUUUGUAAAUUCUAUGAAUUAUUAGAUGUAAUUUUCUAUUGAAAUCACUCGAAAUCACUUUUUUAAGAGAUUCCUUUUAUAUAAGGAUUUGGGGGUGCUGUGCGAUAUAUUUUAAUAAAAGAUACAUUUCGAAUAUAAAAAGUUUCUUUUCUUCGGUCAACCCGAUAAAAUUUUCGGUUUCUGCUUGAAUAAACAAUUUCAAGAGUUAAGUUUGAGAUAAGUUGAAUUCUUCAAAGGACAUUUUUUGUUACUUUUCCUCUUUGCCAUAUGUCAUUUGUCAUAUCAAAAUCAUAAUUUUUAUUCCUUAAUAAAUUACUUUUAGGAAUUGUCUCGAGAUAUUAAUUCUAGUCCCCGAAUCUAUCUGUAGAUAGUUUGUGAUUCUCUUUAUCUGUCUUAAAUUUAAAUAGGAAAAUAGCAAUUUUGUUUUAUUUUAUGGGCAAACAUAUUUUUUUAUUUUUC